Aspergillus melleus is the source of this 378-nucleotide messenger RNA. RefSeq lists its product as uncharacterized. The record is from RefSeq and is a predicted model, not a curated record. The transcript has a single exon. Lineage: Eukaryota; Fungi; Ascomycota; Eurotiomycetes; Eurotiales; Aspergillaceae. The coding region runs from base 1 to 378 and encodes 125 amino acids.
AUGCCGGUUAAGAAUGUACCAACCGACUUGGACUUGGAUUUCGAUACCGAACAUGGCGUGCCGCCCCAUUUUCGCACGUAUCCCAACAUGAACCCUCCUCCUGAUCAUGAUGCGAAGGGAGUCCUCUGGCCUGAGCCAACGAAAGUCGAGGUUAGCUUCUUCAUUGACCGAAAUGUGGACACGAGGAACCGGAAGGAACUGGCCUACGCAGUUCGGACGCAGGCCUGGCGUCGUCUUACCAACUUACGAUUCGAAGAUGACCCCAGGACGUUGCCUUAUCGAUACUAUCACGUCCAGUUCAUCUUCUGUACUCAGACCCCCUUGGAUUGGUGGAUACACGUGUUCAUCCUUCGCAUGAUGAACGAGAUGGCCGGAUGA